Messenger RNA from Dufourea novaeangliae, 1024 nucleotides. It is a transcript of the gene Sf3a2, whose product is annotated as splicing factor 3A subunit 2. Gene Ontology annotation, biological process: spliceosomal complex assembly. The transcript has 2 exons. Gene Ontology annotation, molecular function: nucleic acid binding; zinc ion binding. The coding region runs from base 94 to 918 and encodes 274 amino acids. NCBI's taxonomy places the organism in Eukaryota, Metazoa, Arthropoda, Insecta, Hymenoptera, Halictidae. The record is from RefSeq and is a predicted model, not a curated record. Gene Ontology annotation, cellular component: nucleus; catalytic step 2 spliceosome; U2 snRNP.
UAUGUGAUCCGUAGAAUUGCGGUCUGUUGUUUACAGUGAACGAAAACAACAUAAAUCUGUUUCAUAGUAUAAAAAGUAAAUUAAAUACCAAAAAUGGAUUUCCAAAAUCGCCCGGGAGGUAAAACUGGCGGUGGAGGUGUUGCUUCCUGGUCAGAAAGCAACAGGGACAGAAGAGAACGUUUACGACAACUUGCGUUAGAAACUAUCGACUUAAACAAAGAUCCGUAUUUUAUGAAAAAUCACUUAGGAUCUUACGAAUGUAAACUGUGUUUGACGCUUCAUAACAACGAGGGUAGUUAUUUGGCCCAUACACAAGGUAAAAAGCACCAAGCCAACUUAGCUAGAAGAGCUGCUAAAGAAGCAAAGGAAGCACCGCAAACACUUGCACCUGAAAAGCCCCGAGUGGAACCUAAGAAAUUCGUAAAAAUUGGAAGACCGGGUUACAGAGUAACUAAACAGCGCGAUCCAGAAUCUGGGCAACAAAGUUUAUUGUUCCAAGUUGAUUAUCCGGAAGUCGCAGACAAUGUAAUUCCACGGCACAGGUUUAUGUCAGCAUAUGAACAGAGAGUUGAACCUCCUGACCGUAAAUGGCAAUACUUGUUAUUUGCAGCAGAACCUUAUGAAACUAUAGCUUUUAAGGUACCUAGUAGAGAAGUUGAAAAAGCAGAAGGAAAGUUUUGGACACAUUGGAACAAAGAUACCAAACAGUUUUUCCUACAGUUUGCAUUUAAGAAUGAAAAACCAUCAGUUGGUAAAGUGCCUCCACCCCCUGUACCUUUAAUACGACCUGGAUUAGGGCCACCAAUGGUACCUGUACCACCACCACCGAGACCACCAAUGUUUAAUCCAGUGCCUCCACCACCAGCACUUCUAGCCACAGGCAUGCAAAUACCACCCCCACCUCCACAUCUAGCAUAAUAACAAUAUAAAUCCAAUCUGUACAUUUUUCCUAAACAAGGAGAGUAUCUUUUAUUUCUAAUGUAUUAUUUUAAUGAGUAUCUUGUGUAUAAAAUAUGAAAAUGUA